Messenger RNA from Caenorhabditis bovis, 996 nucleotides. The record is from the annotation of a GenBank genome assembly. Lineage: Eukaryota; Metazoa; Nematoda; Chromadorea; Rhabditida; Rhabditidae.
AUGAAAUAUCGAAGAAUUCCAAAAAAGAACCGGAAGAAGCUAAAAUCGGUAGAUCCAUUCAAUACGAAAGCAGCAGCCCUGAAAGCUGUCGAAAAAACGGCCAAAAACGAUGCGCCAACAAAGAGCUUGGACGAACAGCCAUUGACAAAAGCACAAAAGAAAUUGAUGGCUCCAGGUCUGAUAGUUGACAAAAAAGAGGCUAAAAAGAAAAAGAAAGAGAAGAAUUCUGUAUUGAGAGAGGCUGAGAAGCUCGGUUUGAAAAAAGGACGAUUUGAAACUGUUGAGCGGUUUGUUAGAAGAGUCGAAGGAAUAAUGUACAACAGGAUCCACGAAAAUAUUGCGAUCGCCAAACAAGGUUUGGCUGGAAGAAAACAAGAAGAAAUUGAUGCGGAUUAUGCAAAAAUUGAUGAAAAAGAAAAACGAAAGAAAGAACAGGAAAAAAGAGAAAUUCAAAAUAAAAUCAAAGAAGCGAAAAAACGAAGAGAACAGGAAGCUGAGAAGAAAGAGGAAAUGUUGAAAUCGAAAGAACAACGAAAAUUGGCGAAAAGGCAAAUUGGAGAACAUCAGGAAGAAGAGGAAGAAAAAUCGGACAUCGACGAUGAGGAGGAGCACGAAGAUGACGAUGCUCCAGUUCCCAAAAAAUCUAAGAACGACAAAGAAAAAACUGAGAAAUUGAGUAAAAAAAAUCGGAGAAAAGAAUUUUUGAAAAAUCGUAAAGUGGACGAGAAAAUAAGAAAAGCUGAUGAUGCGAUUUUGAAUGCAAAAGAAAUUGUUGCAUUCGGCGAACGUUACGAUGCUCCCCCGGUUUUUGGCGGAGAUUUGAAAAAAAAAUUUGAGCCAUUAAUGGCGAAAGCUGGACAGAAGACGCUCCUUUUGCAUUCGUUGCUGAAAAAGGGUGACGAGAAAACGAAAUAUCUUGACAAUUCGACUUCAACAAUUCACGAAGAACGUCAAAGAGUCAUUGAAGCAUAUAGAAAAAUGAAAAAGAAAAAUUGA